Messenger RNA from Auanema sp. JU1783, 885 nucleotides. The record is from the annotation of a GenBank genome assembly. NCBI's taxonomy places the organism in Eukaryota, Metazoa, Nematoda, Chromadorea, Rhabditida, Rhabditidae.
AUGGCUGAUAGUGAAGCGAAAGCAAGAAAGAAGCUGGAAGAGGCUGAAAAGAAAAUGAAAGGUGGUGGAGGAUUCCUUGGCAAACUGUUCGGCGGCGGUGGUUCCGAUGAGGCAGCUGACUUAUUCAUUCAAGCUGGAAAUUUGUUCAAAAUGUCUAAGUUAUGGAAAGAAGCGGGAGAUGCUUUUGUCCGAGCUGCUGAAAUCCACGGACCACAGGGCGACUCUAAGCAUGACUGCGCCAGUCAAUAUGCCGAAGCAGCUAAUUGCUAUAGAAAAGUUAAUCCUCAACUCGCUGUUGAUUGUCUUUUCAAAACAUCAGAGAUUUACACGGAUAUGGGAAGAUUCACUAUGGCUGCAAAGAUCCACGUCACGAUCGCCGAAUUAUUCGAAUCUGAAUGUCCCGACACUGAACAAUGUAUUUACCAUUAUCAAAAGGCUGCUGACUACUAUAAGGGAGAAGAAUCCAAGAGCAGUGCAACGAAGUGUUUAAUCAAAGUUGCUCAGUACCACGCUCAACUUGAGCAAUACCAAAAGGCCAUUACAGUUUUCGAAGAAAUUGCUUUCUGGGAGGCUGAUCACCCAACACUUAAAUAUGCGGCAAAAAAUCACUUUUUCCAAGCUCUUAUCUGUUUCUUAUGCCUUGAUACCUUGGAUACUCAAAAUGCCUUAAAACGUUAUGAAGACGCUGCCCCUUCUUUCGCACAAUCUCGUGAAUCCAAGUUCAUAUCUGAACUCAUUAACGCUCUGGGAGAAGAAGAUGAAGAGAAGUUCACUGAAGCUGUAAAAAAUUAUGACAAGAUUAGUCGUCUCGAUGCCUGGCAUACUUCACUUUUGGUUAAAGUUAAGAAAGCAAUUAACAAAGAAGAUGAGGAUGACUUAAAGUAA